GUCCAGUCCGUCUGCCGUCUGGAUAACCUCCUAAUCUCCCUUCCCCGGUGUCCACCCCUUAGACUUUCCCGGAAAGUGAGAUUCAACUGCUGUCGGUUUUCCCGUGAAUCGCCUGCCACACACCCAACCCCCCCCCUUUGACUCGGCCACAUCGAAAACCCUCUCCGUCCUAUAAAUCUUACCUGUAACAGAGCUUAGCGAGCUCACAAAAUACCCAUUAUGGCUAACGACGAGUAUGAUUUCCUCUUCAAAGUUGUCCUCAUUGGAGACUCCGGUGUUGGAAAGUCCAACCUCUUGAGUCGAUUUACCCGCAACGAGUUCAACCUGGACUCCAAGUCCACCAUCGGUGUUGAAUUCGCGACCCGCUCCAUCCAGGUCGAUUCGAAGACGAUCAAGGCGCAGAUUUGGGAUACUGCUGGUCAGGAACGUUACCGUGCCAUUACGUCCGCUUACUACCGUGGUGCCGUUGGUGCCUUGCUCGUCUACGAUAUCAGCAAGCACCAAACCUACGACAAUGUCAACCGGUGGCUGAAGGAACUUCGCGACCAUGCCGACUCUAACAUCGUGAUCAUGCUGGUCGGUAACAAGAGCGAUUUGAGACACCUGCGCGCCGUGCCCACGGAAGAGGCCAAGCAAUUUGCCAGCGAGAACAACCUAUCUUUCAUUGAGACGUCCGCUCUCGACGCAAGCAACGUCGAGCUUGCUUUCCAGAAUAUCCUGACAGAAAUCUACCGCAUUGUCUCCAGCAAGGCUCUGGAGGGCGGUGACGCGGGCCAGACCGUCCUGGGCGACCGUCGCGACAUGGUGAGGAUUGAGCAGUCGGAUACCUCCGAGACCAAGCAGGGAUGCUGUUAAAGAAACCAUGAUAUCGGGGAAUGUGUGACAUGCCAACCGAAACGAUUUUAUUUUGUGAUGUGAUAAUUGAACGGUCUUGAGCUCUCUUUCUGUCUGUUACUUAGCCUCCUGGAGAUGAUACACAAGAGGAACGUCGUUAGGAAUGGCAUUUGGGGUUAUGGACAUGGUAUGGCGGUGUUUGCUGGACAUCACAAUACUCCCGACACCUUGUUUCUGGCACCUUUUUACGUCUUCGACUUAUUUUUUUAUUUGUUUCUGGUUCGAACCUCAUGCUUUUCUUUCUAUACUCUAAAGAUGACGAAAUUGAAUAUUCUUGUGAA
Messenger RNA from Aspergillus japonicus CBS 114.51, 1175 nucleotides. RefSeq names its product Rab family GTPase. The coding region runs from base 220 to 855 and encodes 211 amino acids. Gene Ontology annotation, biological process: exocytosis. The record is from RefSeq and is a predicted model, not a curated record. The transcript has 6 exons. Gene Ontology annotation, molecular function: GTPase activity; GTP binding. Lineage: Eukaryota; Fungi; Ascomycota; Eurotiomycetes; Eurotiales; Aspergillaceae. Gene Ontology annotation, cellular component: recycling endosome.